Molecule: messenger RNA, 754 nt
Organism: Hordeum vulgare subsp. vulgare (domesticated barley)
Lineage: Eukaryota; Viridiplantae; Streptophyta; Magnoliopsida; Poales; Poaceae
Product: AP-4 complex subunit sigma
Exons: 4
Coding region: 117-548 (143 amino acids)
Biological process (GO): protein transport; vesicle-mediated transport
Cellular component (GO): intracellular membrane-bounded organelle
Source: RefSeq, a predicted model, not a curated record
CUGGUCCUUUUGACAAAACAAUCGCGGUAGAAAGAGGCGGAGCUGUAGACGAAGCCUGGGAACAAUAGAGAGAAGCGUCGGAAGGGGAGCGAGAGGAAGGAAGGGGAGGGCGAGAGAUGGGGAUCCGGUUCGUGCUGCUGGUGAACAAGCAGGGGCAGACGCGGCUGGCGCAGUACUACGAGCACCUCUCCCUCGACGAGCGCCGCGCCCUCGAGGGCGAGAUCGUCCGCAAGUGCCUCGCCCGCACCGACCAGCAGUGCUCUUUCGUGGAGCACCGGAACUACAAGGUCGUCUACAGGCGCUACGCCUCCCUCUUCUUCCUCGUCGGCGUGGACAACGAUGAGAAUGAGUUAGCCAUCCUUGAAUUCAUACAUCUUCUCGUGGAAACCAUGGACCGCCACUUUGGCAACGUGUGCGAGCUCGACAUCAUGUUCCAUCUGGAAAAAGUGCACUUCAUGCUCGAAGAGAUGGUGAUGAACGGUUGCAUCGUGGAGACGAGCAAACAGAACAUAUUGGCGCCCAUCCAGCUUAUGGAGAAAACCUCGUAAAUAGUGUGUGAGCUCAAGAGCGCCUAGGUUCCUCUUUUGUGUGAGGAGAAAUGCCAGACAACUGCUGUAUGCAUGGGUGGUUGUGUUCACCCGACUGGAAAAUGUGAAAUGUCCUGUAAUGCUGAAAAUGAAGACCCCAUCAUCUUACUUGUUACUUGUAACAACAGUUCUGUAAAAUAAUACUCUGCUUGUGCUGCUUCUUCUAA